This is a messenger RNA of Eupeodes corollae, 5719 nucleotides long. RefSeq names its product NPC intracellular cholesterol transporter 1 (gene Npc1a). The coding region runs from base 914 to 5215 and encodes 1433 amino acids. Gene Ontology annotation, molecular function: lipid carrier activity. Lineage: Eukaryota; Metazoa; Arthropoda; Insecta; Diptera; Syrphidae. The transcript has 12 exons. The record is from RefSeq and is a predicted model, not a curated record. Gene Ontology annotation, cellular component: membrane.
ACGAAAACUUUGUACGAAUAAGGUGUGUUCUUUUUUUCUCCCGAAGAACACCCUCGAUUAUAUUAAAAUUUCAACGUUUUCUCUUCCAAAAUUCAAUUGAUAAUAACCAACUACAAUUUCUUAAAAUUCGCGAGUUAAAUUUGAUAACUUCAAGUGGUCAGUCGACAUACAAUUUGAAUUCCCUUAAAGAAAUAUUAAAUUAAUAAAUUGAUUCCCUAAACAAAAAUGGAAAGCUGAAGUAACAAAAAAAAAAAACGGUAAAACAAAAAUCGAGAGUAGAGAAAAAUAAGUUCACGUCGUCAUAAUUUCUCAUUUUCAUUUGUCGUUUCGUGGUCGUCGUGGAUUCUUUUGUAUAAAAGAAAAUAUUACAAGAAUAAUAAAUUUCAAUUAUGAGACCACCUCCAGUGUUGUCUGUAAAAAGAAGUGUUGGAUGAAAAUACGUUUUUUUUAAUCUAAAAAUUUCAAAUAAAAUAAUAAUUAAAAACAAGUUAACGGGAUUUGGACACAAAGAACUUUGUGAAUGUCUCCAAUUAUCCUCCUUCCCACAAUAUUCCCAGAUUAUAAUUUUCCUUAGUUUAUUUUGUUAGUUUUCCUCUAUUAUUUUUCUGUUGUGUUGUGUUCUGUUUUGUUGAAAAUUUCAAUUUGAUUUCCUGCAAACGACGAAAAUUCCUCGAAAUUAUCGAUCCAUCGAAUCGUAAAAUACCUAUCUACUUCUGGACAAGCCCUUACCCCACUUCACCGUUCACCCAACGGCGCAUCAGCCAACAGAUAAGGUACCGUACCGUACUACCGAGUAGAGUGUGAGAGUGGUUGACACUCUUUGGUCUUUGGGUUGGGGGAAAACCCAAAAAGGAAAAUAAUCGGAAAAACUAAUUGAAGAAAAAAUACCUAAAGCAUAGGUACAUCUGCGAAAAUGUCGAUUAAUUCAAGGCUAAAAAGCGGCUCCAGCAGCAGCAGCAGCAGUAGCUCAAGUAGAUUAAUAUCGGUAUCGAUGCCUAAUACAACAACACCAACAACAAAAAGAACCGCAUGCAGAAACGCACGUUGCAUUCCCGUUAAACUGUUAUUUGUAGCUGUGAUAUUUGCAACUCUUAUUGUUGAAAGUUUUCAGGCUGAUGGUCAAUGUAUUUGGUAUGGAGUUUGUAAUACAAAACCAGGUGCGCUUAAUCAAUAUUGUUCAUAUAAUGGUUCGGCGCAAGCGAUUUCUCCAGAUGGUUUGGAGGCAUUAAAAGUAAGAUGUCCACAUCUCUUAGAAAAUGGCCAAAAGGAAUUUUGCUGUGAUGCUCAACAGAUAAAAAUUCUUAAUAGCAACAUUGGGAAAGCAGCUACCUUCCUUGAUCGAUGUCCGUCCUGCAUGGGUAAUUUAGUACGUCAUAUGUGUGACUAUACGUGUUCGCCCAAUCAAUCGAAUUUCCUAUAUGUAAAUUCUACAAAAACAUCAAAAGAUGGUAAAUUGUAUGUCAGUGCGGUGGAUUUACAUAUAACCACUGAUUAUCUUAAUUCUACUUACAAAUCCUGCUCUCAGGUUUCUGUUCCAUCGACAGGACAAUUAGCAUUGGAUAUUAUGUGCGGAGAAUAUCCAGCUUCAAGAUGUAGUGCAACAAAGUGGUUUCACUUUCUUGGCGAUACCGAAAGCAAUUCAUUUGUCCCAUUUCAAAUAAAUUAUAUACAACAUGCCGAUAAGUCACAGAUAAUUAACGGUUAUGCGCCAGUUGAUCCAUUAACAGUUCCUUGCAGCAGUCCAUUAAAUAAUAAAACACUUCCAUGUUCCUGUUCUGAUUGUGAAGCAUCUUGUCCAAUACCACCACCAGAACCGCCUCUUCCACAACAGUUUACUAUUUUCGGUUUCGAUGCAUAUUCUGUGAUAAUGUUGGUAGUAUUCUUAGUGGGUUCUUUGCUAUUUUUGAUGGGUGUCUGUCUGUUUCCAUCUAAAAAUGCUGAAGGUUUGAUGGGUGAUGUUUUGGAUAGCAGGCUUUAUAAUUCAACCGUUGGACGACGUUUAGCAGGACAUACAAAUAACGAUGUGACAGCCGAACAAGAAGACUCCCCACUCCAAUCAAAGCGAUCCAGCAUUUCAGGUGAUGGAGCUGAUACAGAAGUUGAUGGUGUCCAAACCGAUACCAUUGAUAUGGUCGAUGAUGACCCAUCAAAUAUUUUUGAUCAAUUAGGAGCUGAUACCGAAAAGUAUUUGGAAGCAUUCUUUACAGCUUGGGGAACAUUUUUUGCUACAUAUCCAUGGUUGACACUCCUAGGAGGUGUCUUUUUUGUUGCAUUCCUCGGAUGUGGUAUUAAAUUCCUGCACAUAACCACAGAUCCAGUCCAGCUGUGGGCAUCGCCACAAUCUCGAUCUCGUAUUGAACGUGAAUACUUUGACUCAACAUUCCAGCCAUUCUACAGAAUCGAACAAAUAAUUAUAAAAGCAGUCGAUAUGCCUCAAAUCAUACACAAUACCUCAAAUGGUCCAAUUACAUUUGGACCAGUAUUUGAUAAACAAUUUUUGCUAGAUGUUUAUAGUCUCCAGGAAGCAAUUAAAGCCAUCGGUCAGGAAGAAGGCAAGGGUUUGGAGAAGAUUUGCUAUGCUCCACUCACAGCAGCCUAUACAGGACCUGUGACCACAAAUGAUUGUGUUGUACAAUCGCUGUGGGGCUAUUUUAAAGAUGAUCUGGAAACAUUCGAGGAAACCUCCGAUGAAAAUGGUUACGAAAUUAACUAUUUGGAUACGAUCUAUCAAUGUAUGGGAAAUCCUUACCUUUGUUUGGCUCAAUAUGGUGGUCCAAUUGAUCCGGCUAUUGCGUUAGGAGGUUUUCUGAAAGAAGGCGAACAGUUUUCCGAUUCAACAAAAUACGAAACAGCUGAUGCUAUGAUCUUAACAUUCCUCGUGAAUAAUCAUCAUAACAAGGAUAAGCUUCAAGCAGCUUUGGAAUGGGAGGAAAAGUAUGUGAAACUGAUGCAGAACUACACCAAAUACAACAUGAGCAAGAACAUGGACAUUGCAUUUUCAUCAGAGCGGUCGAUUGAAGACGAACUCAAUCGGGAAUCACAGUCGGAUGUGCCGACAAUUUUGGUAUCUUAUCUGAUUAUGUUCCUUUAUAUUGCCAUCUCUCUGGGUCAAGUGCAGGAGACAAGUCGUGCAUUUAUCGAUGUCAAAAUCACACUUGGCAUUGGAGGUGUUGUGAUUGUGCUUGCAUCUGUAGUGUGCUCUGUUGGUGCCUUCGGAUUCAUUGGAUUGCCAGCGACUUUGAUCAUCGUUGAAGUAAUACCGUUUCUUGUGUUGGCUGUCGGGGUGGAUAACAUCUUUAUUUUGGUUCAAACAUACCAGCGGGAUCCUCGCAAACCCACAGAGACCCAUGAAGAACACAUUGGACGAAUUCUUGGUCGUGUUGGUCCAUCGAUGCUGCUCACUUCGGUUAGUGAAAGUUGUUGUUUCUUCCUCGGUGGACUGUCGGAUAUGCCAGCAGUGAAGGCGUUUGCUCUUUACGCCGGUAUGGCUCUGUUCAUUGACUUCUUGCUGCAAAUCACCUGCUUCAUCAGUUUGCUGACAUUGGACACAAAACGACAAAAUGAAAACCGUUUUGAUAUCUGCUGCUGCAUCCGGGGCAAGAAAGCCGAUCCAUCGCAAUUCACCGAAGGACUGCUCUAUAAAUUCUUCAGGAGUGUCUAUGUUCCUUUCUUGAUGAAGAAGAAUAUUCGCAUUUUGGUGAUGAUUGUCUUCUUCGGUUGGCUAUGUUCUAGCGUGGCGAUAGCGCCAAGAAUCGAUAUCGGAUUGGAUCAGGAACUCUCGAUGCCCGAAGAUAGUUUUGUGUUGCACUAUUUCCAGUCGUUGAAAAAAUUCUUAGGAAUUGGACCACCGGUUUAUUUUGUACUGAAAUCUGGUUUGAAUUUCACCCAAACCAAAGAACAGAACUUGGUGUGUGCGGGACAAUUUUGCAAUGACGAUAGUGUCCUCACACAACUCUACAUGGCAAGCAAGCUUUCAAAUAGAACAUAUAUUGCACGACCAGCGUCAAGUUGGAUUGAUGAUUACUUCGAUUGGGUUACGAAUCCAAGUUCUUGCUGUCGAGUCGACCCAAAAACCAAUGGUUUCUGUCCUCAUUAUGACACAUCAUGUGAUGUAUGUGAAAUGCAAAACAACUCCAUGAGCAACAUGAAACGACCAACUGAACAUGAUUUCAAUAAAUAUCUGCCGUACUUCUUAAUGGACAAUCCAGAUGAUUCGUGUUCCAAAGGUGGACAUCCAGCCUAUGGUGACGCUGUCAAAUAUGUGGCCAAACCAAAUGGUUCUCUAGAGAUUGGCGCAUCACACUUCAUGGCCUACCAUUCGAUUCUAAAAACAUCAGCGGAUUAUUACUUAGCACUUCGAUCGGCUCGGACAAUAUCAGCCAACAUAACGAACAUGAUUCGAGGGCGACUUAUGUCACAGGGUGUACCAUUGAGUGAGGCACUCAAAAUCGAAGUAUUCCCUUAUUCAGUAUUCUAUGUUUUCUACGAGCAAUACCUGACUAUGUGGCCGGACACCCUGAAGAGUAUGAGUAUCUCUGUGAUGGCUAUCUUCAUUGUUACUUAUUUCUUGAUGGGUUUCGAUAUACACUCAUCGCUUGUUGUCGUCAUCACAAUAACAAUGAUUGUGAUUAAUCUUGGUGGUGUUAUGUACCAUUGGAAUAUAUCCCUCAACGCUGUGUCGCUGGUCAAUCUUGUGAUGGCCGUUGGUAUAUCAGUUGAAUUCUGUUCACAUUUAGUGCAUAGUUUUGCUAUUUCGGUUCAAAGUACGCGAGAGAAACGUGCUGCCGAUUGUCUCACAAAAAUGGGCAGUUCUAUAUUCUCGGGCAUAACAUUAACUAAGUUUGCUGGAAUUUUAGUUCUGGCACAUGCCAAGAGUCAGAUAUUCCAAGUUUUCUACUUCAGAAUGUACCUAGGCAUUGUGUUGAUUGGUGCUGCCCAUGGUCUCAUUUUUCUGCCUGUGCUGCUAAGCUAUAUUGGCGUGAUGCCCCGAAGAGGAGGAAAUCGAAGCAGAAGAAGAAGAACAACAACUCAACACAGGCCAAACAACAAUUAUAACAACCCAAGAACGAGUUACCAUCCCGACGACACAAUCAAUCCAUCUUCUACACAUUUUUCUCCGGUUCAUCCGUCUCCAUCGCAAUCAUCCUACGGAAGUAUAGAUUCUGAAACCGUACUUCAUCCAACACAAAAAUAUACCCCAAUCACUUGCGAAUAAUACGAAGAAAAACAAUAAUGAUAAAGAGUGCGUGUGCGGUGUGUGUAUGUAUAAUAGUUAUAAUAAUAAUAUUAAAAAACCUAAACUAAAACUAAACUAAAUUAAAAAAAAAAAGUUAAAUCAGGAAAAUCAUAAGAAUGAAGUAUUUUAAAAUUAUUAUUAUGAAAAAUAUAUAUUAAAAAACAAAAAGAAAAGUAUUUAUAUUAGUAAAAUAUGUUUAAACUAUAUAUAUAUUUAGAAGGAGUAAGUAACUAAAAAAAUAUAAAUUUAUAAUUAUUAUAAAUGAAUGUACUGAAGGAAAAGACAGAAAAGAAGAACAAACAAAAAUUAACAAUAUUGUAUUUACACAUAAAACUAUCCUCGAAGUAGAACUUUAAGGAUGUAAGCAACACAGCAGUACAGGAUACUGAAACUGAAAACUGAAACUGAAAAAAAUAAAUACAAAGAAUGUCUGAAUAGUAAUUUUGUAAUUUUGCAUUAUAUUAUGUAUGAAUAUGAAUUGAA